AUGGCAAGCACGCCGAUGAGAAAACCAUACACCAACACCUCUGAUCUACUCACUUGGUCUGAAGUUCCUCCUCCGUAUGAAUCCUCCGCCUCCGUCUCCUCCACCCGCUCUCGCCAGCCUUCUGAUAGAAUUAGCAAGGUUCUCAACAGCGAACAACUUUCUGAAGAAGAAGCUCUCACUCUCUCCAAAAGCAAGCCGUGUUCAGGGUAUAAAAUGAAAGAGAUGAGUGGAAAUGGUAUAUUUUCAUACAAUGCUGACGAUUCUGCAUCUGAACCUGGUUAUGUAAAUUCAAAUAACAGAACUAGCAUACGCAUAUAUCAGCAAGCGAUAAAUGGAGUUAGUCAGAUAUCGUUCAACACCGAUGAAAGUGUUAGUCCUAAAAGGCUUACCUCUCUACCUGAGGUAGCAAAGCAGCGUGAACUGAGUGGGACUUUACAAACUGACAUAGACGCAAAGACUCAGAAGCAAACAUCAAAUGCCAAAACCAAGGAGCUCACUGGGAACGAUAUAUUUGGCCCUCCUCCUGAAAUUGUGCCACGUUCCAUUUCAGAUGCACGAACUUCGGAAUCAAAGGAUAGUAAGGAUAUGGGAGAAACUCUUCCGAGAAAUCUGUGA
Vicia faba (fava bean) is the source of this 615-nucleotide messenger RNA. Lineage: Eukaryota; Viridiplantae; Streptophyta; Magnoliopsida; Fabales; Fabaceae. The record is from the annotation of a GenBank genome assembly.